AUGGCAUACCCUCAACCGACGCCCAUGCGGCCUGUCCCAGGUGCAUUCAUGCACACCCCGGCCGUCGCCUCGAGGUUCGGCGCCAAUACCGACCCGGUUCGGAGGCGCCUCUUCAACGAGGCAUCAGGCGCCGGCACCGCCAAUCCUCUAGGCUCGCGGACGGGUUUUGGAGAGCAGGGACUAGAUGCCCCGACCGGACCUGAGCAGUCCCCCCCCUGGGCUCUCCAGCCGCUCGGGGGAGGAGCUGGCGCUCCAGCGACUCCGGGCGCAGGCACAGGAAUGGCGGCAUCGGGGGGAGCUGGCAUAGGCUCGGCUUUGGCGCCAGGCCCUGCUCCGUUACCACCUGCGCAACCCCAGAAACCCAUCACGAAAGCCGCCGGCUACGUCAACACUGCUCUCGCUACAGAUCUGCAGUACCCAGAGCUCGAGCAAUACUGCAAGCAGAUGUCAUCCGACUACCACAAAACGCAGGACUCCAACUGGGUGCCCUACAAGACGGUCCAGUCGUAUGUGCUGCCUGACAAGGUCUUCGAGCAAUACCAACGGGCAGAGGUCUCGACGAGCAUGGGCCUGUUUGCUGAGCUCAACCAUGCCUGGGUCACCAUCGAUAACUGCUUAUAUCUGUGGGACUACACGCAUCCCAACCCGGAGCUCAUCGGCUUCGAAGACAACGAGUACUCCAUCACCUCGGUGAAGCUUGUCGCCCCGAAACCUGGCGUCUUCGUCAGCGAGAUCAACUACAUGCUCGUCGUGGCUACGUCGUCCAACAUAUUUCUUCUUGGAGUCGCUGCUCAGUCAUCAGCCAACGGAGCCACGACAGUAACGCUGUACCAGACCAAGAUGCAGGCUUCCACAAGCGGCGGCGAGGCCGAUGUCAUUGCCGCGGCAGCGAAUGGCCGUAUCUUCUUUGCCGGCUUUGCCGAUACCGAUAUUUACGAGCUCUCUUAUCAGCAAGAGGAGAAGUGGUUCACAAACAGAACCUACAAGACGAACCAUUCCGCCAGUGGAAUCGUCUCAAUGCUCCCCAAGAAGCCCCGUGCCAUAUGGUCAGCCAAGAGCAAUGAACACAUCGUUGGCAUCGUCAUCGACGAUACGCGAAACCUGCUCUACACCCUCUCUAACCUGUCUACCAUCCGAACCUACCACAUGGAAGCCCCCGACAAGCUCACCAAAGUCAUCGAGAAGACCAAGCACGACUGUCUGCGAGAUAUAAUGCACGCGCUCAGCGGCAAUUCUCCCUUGCUCAACGACCAAACAAGCAUUGUCUCCAUUUGCCCUGUCACGAAAACCGAGGAUGCCAAGGUUCACCUCAUUGCCGUGACGAACACGGGUUGUCGACUGUACAUGAGUGCUGCAGGAGCCUCGUACUACAUGGCUUCCCCGAACCAGGUGCCCUCUAGCAUGCAGCUGCACUCGAUCAAGUUUCCUCCUUCAAGCACGUCCAGGCCAUCGGUGAGACAAGGCCGUGACGCGUACGGCGGCCCUGGCGAUUACUUUGAUAUACAGUCACAAACGUUGAUAACAACACGCAGUGGUGUUAGGUUUGCUCCAGGAUACUUCCUGGCCUCAGUCUCUAAGGAAGGCGGGAGCCGCGAAGGUCUCUUUGCAGCGGCCCCCGACACCGGCCGCAUUAAGAACAGCGGACCGAAUCAACCUCUACGAUUUUAUGAGCACAGCGUGUGGAUUGAUGUCGGUGGCAAGCCUGAAGAUAUCGGUAUCAUCUCGAAACCGUUCGCGGCCGCUGCGACCCCGUUGGGCUUCGGUAACGAGUUGGCUGUCCAGUUUGACCAACCCGCGAAUGAGUUUGCCGUUCUCACGAAUACUGGAGUUCAUAUCAUUCGACGACGGCGACUGGUGGACAUUUUUGCCGCAGUAAUUAGGAAUACUUCUGGCGAGGAGAGCCUGAAGGCCGAGUUCAGCAAGUUCCAAAAUAUGUAUGGACGCAUCGAGAGCGUAACAGCUGCGCUUGCAGUCGCCUGUGGUCAAGGCAAUGAGAAUGGUGCCGGGCGUGGCGCCAUAGACCAAACCACAGAAGAUCGUGCGCGACAAGCCUUCGUCAACUUCGGUGGCAAUCCCACGCUUCCCGAGCAAGACGGGCAGCAGCCGACUGUUGACACCGUGAAGCCCUCAUCGCGGCAUGGCGCUCUGGCCUUGUAUCUCAGCCGUCUCAUCCGAUCCCUGUGGAGCUCGCGCGUUGUAUCGUUUGGAACUGAUGCCGUUGGUGGUUUGGCCAUCGCUUCUACGGUGCCUUUGAGCAAAUUGAAGGCAGUCCAAGAUUCUCUUGAGCGUUUGAGAUCGUUCCUCGAGGCCAACAAGGGGUUCAUUCAAGGCUUGUCUGGGCCAGCAGAUCUUCAGCGCGCCGGCAACAAGCAGGAGGAGAUCGCCUUCCAAGGCGAACACCAAGCUAUGCACGCCGUGCAGGUAUUGAUGGUCAGCAUCUCGGAGGGUAUAUCCUUUAUUCAAGUCCUCUUUGACGAGCGUGUUGCCGACAUUUUCGCCCGCUUGGAUGAUGAAGCUCGCCUGCAGCUCAGAGAGCUCACGUAUGAGCGCCUAUUCUCCCAGGAUGCCGGCAAGGAUCUUGCCAGAGUUCUGGUCAAGGCUAUUGUUAAGCGCAAUAUCGAGAAUGGCUCCAACACCGAGACUAUUACCGACGCGCUGCGCAGGCGAUGUGGCAGCUUCUGCGGCCCAGACGACGCCGUCGUUUUCAAGGCACAGGAACAAGUUCAGAAGGCAUCAGACCCAGCACAAAACUCUAACACAGUACGUGCCCUCCUCGGUGAGAGUCUGAAGCUGUUCCAAAAGGUGGCGGGCAGUUUGACGCAAGCGAACCUUGAGACGGCAGUAGAUCAGUACGUGGGCUUGAAAUACUACGCGGGCGCGAUUCAACUCUGUUUAACGGUGGCCAAGGAGAGGGAUCGUGGCAACUCAGCCCAUUCUUGGGUUAACGAUGGCAAGCCAGCCAACGACCCUAGGCUCAGCAAAUUUGAGGAGCGGAAGCGCUGUUAUAACCUGGUGCACCAUAUCCUUCAAAGCCUGGAUGCCGCCUCAAACCUUGAACCUGAGGUCAUCGAUGGCAAACUGACCUCGAUAGCCAUUAAGCGGAAUGAGGCGUACGAAGUCGUCAACUCGUCCACCGACGAAGUCUUCCACAAUGACCUUUACGAGUGGUACGUUGAGCAAGGGUGGACAGACCGGCUACUCAACAUUGAGUCACCCCAUGUUGUCAAGUUCCUCCAGAAUCUGGCUGCCUCCAAUGUUGUACACGCCGAUCUUCUGUGCCGCUACUUCACGAUGCGUAGCCGCUACUACGAGGCGGCACAAGUCCAAGCGCAACUUGCACAGUCCGAUUUCGAUAUCUCGAUAAAGGAACGCCUCAACCUGCUCUCAAGAGCAAAGACGAACGUCAGCGUUAUGACCGCUGGCGUUGGACGACAAGAACUGCAGAUGCUUAACCACGAGGUUACCGAGCUGUUGGAAGUGGCGCACAUCCAGGACGACCUGCUUGAACGUCUUAGAGCGGACGAUCGCAUCCCUGCCGAGAAACGCCCCGAGAUCGAAGAAUCACUGGAUGGCCCGAUACAGGGUCUUUCAGAGCUGUUCAACACGUACGCCGACCAGGCGGGCUACUAUGAUUUGUGUCUGCUCAUCUUCCACGCUGCCGACUUCCGCAAUCCGACAACAAUUGCCAACACGUGGCUCAGCCUGAUUGCGCAGACUCACGAAGAUGUCCAAGCGGAAUGGGAUUCGUACAACGCCCACCCCAACAAAGCCAACCUCGAGGCUCCGCCGCAACCUUACGAAAGGCUCGUUGGUGUCAUCCAGGAUGUGUGCCACCGUGCCUCGAACGAUAGCUUCAUCUUCCCCGUGGCGACUCUGCUACCGGAAGUGUGCCGCUACGCAGUGGAGAACGGUCAAGAUGAACGCAUCGGUGCUGAUUUUGAUUGGCCCGUUCUCCUGUUUCUGCAGCUCGGUGUCAGUCACGACCUUGUAACGCGGAUUCUGGAGCAGAUGUUCGAGAGCCAGGACGUGCCGUUCCGUGGCGUAGGCCGCCUCCGAGUUGUCGAGUGGAUCAUCUAUGUUGUACAUGCAUGGGUCAGGGAGAUCACCCGGUCGGCCAGGCCCGAACGUGGCCUGGAAAGCUGGGUCAGUGAGCUGAUGGCCGAGUGCGAGGCGCUCGUGCGAAACCCUCCUCAAGGCCAGGCAAGUCAGGCGCUGGCUGAUUUGGCUAGGGAGGCUAGAGAGGUGAAGAAGGCGGUCGACGGACUCGCUGGAGUUGGAUCAGGCAGUUUCAGAGGUAGCAUGGGAUUCUUGUAA
This is a messenger RNA of Neoarthrinium moseri, 4314 nucleotides long. RefSeq lists its product as uncharacterized. Bases 1 to 4314 code for a protein of 1437 amino acids. Lineage: Eukaryota; Fungi; Ascomycota; Sordariomycetes; Amphisphaeriales; Apiosporaceae. Gene Ontology annotation, cellular component: nuclear pore; nuclear pore inner ring. The transcript has 3 exons. The record is from RefSeq and is a predicted model, not a curated record. Gene Ontology annotation, biological process: transcription-dependent tethering of RNA polymerase II gene DNA at nuclear periphery; RNA export from nucleus; protein localization to nuclear inner membrane. Gene Ontology annotation, molecular function: structural constituent of nuclear pore.